Messenger RNA from Scophthalmus maximus (turbot), 1582 nucleotides. It is a transcript of the gene snap29, whose product is annotated as synaptosome associated protein 29. Gene Ontology annotation, molecular function: syntaxin binding; SNAP receptor activity. Gene Ontology annotation, biological process: synaptic vesicle fusion to presynaptic active zone membrane; synaptic vesicle priming; exocytosis. The record is from RefSeq and is a predicted model, not a curated record. Gene Ontology annotation, cellular component: plasma membrane; SNARE complex. NCBI's taxonomy places the organism in Eukaryota, Metazoa, Chordata, Actinopteri, Pleuronectiformes, Scophthalmidae. The transcript is spliced from 6 exons. The coding region runs from base 101 to 886 and encodes 261 amino acids.
GAGCAGCCGUCGGGACGACAAGCGGUUACGUCACCUAACGUGACCGGAAGUCGUUCAGUCAUCUGAGCAGCAACAGCGUCUGUAACGUCAACGGUCAAAGAUGGCCUACCCAAAAUCACACAACCCUUUUGCCGAUGAUGACGAGCAGGAGGACUGGAAGCCUAAAAGCAGGGGUUUUGAUGACGAGCCCAGUGACAGUGGGCUGAGCGAACCGGAGAGGAGGCAGCGGUACCUCCAGCAGGAGGUGAUGCGUUCUGCUCAGUCUGCUGUGGACAGCAGUUACCGCUCCCUUGGCCUCAUCGCCGAGUCCGAGAAGAUGGGUGUGGAAACUGCAGAGGAGCUGGUGCGACAGGGUGAGGCCCUGAAGAGGACGGACAAGAUGUUGGAUAACAUGGAUCAGGACCUGAAGACAAGCCAGAAGCACAUUAACAGCAUAAAGAGUGUUUGGGGCGGCAUGGUCAAUUACUUCAGGGGCAAGCCAGAGACAAAGCUGCCGCCCCCUGAGCAGCCUAAGGCCUACGAGGCCAAUGAAAAAUUAAAUGCUGCCUUGUCCAGCAGCAAAGGAAAUGAAGAAAGGUACCAAGCCAGCCACCCCAACCUAAGAAAGAUUAAUACAGGGGGGUUUGGAGCGUCUGCAUCGAUAGAUGACGGCUCAUCGAGACAGAACGGAUACCCUCAGAAUAGACACCUUAGGGAGGCUCACCAGACCCUCGACAAUAAUCUAGAUGACAUGUCCGAUGGCCUGAGUAGACUGAGGAACCUUGGACUCGGUCUCCAGUCUGAGAUUGAGAACCAGGACGACUCCAUCGAUUCUCUGCUGAAUAAAGUGGACAAGAUGGACGUCAAGAUCGGCAACACAAACCAACAGAUUAAAAACCUCAAAUAAAACAAAACACUCAGACUCACUCAGAGACAAGAACAGUUUACCCUCCCCUCACUUGGUUUUCCAUCCUGGCCUUUGUGAAAUAUUCUUGUUCAUCGAUUUUGUCUUUUUUAUCCAUUGAAUAUGUAACUAGCGAUAAACAAAUGAACAUGUUUUUAUCCAAAUUAUUUUCUUCUUGAGUGCAUUUCCUUUUGCCAGAUUUGUUUAUAAAUCUAAAUUUGCUUUGUUCCUCCCAUCACAGAUUUUAUAUAGACACGUAUUGAAUUGUUUGUCCUGUGCACACUUGCACGUGCAUCCUGGAAUUAUCUUUAAAAUGUGAUUAAUUUACUUUAUGUUUUUCGAAGGGAAGAGUUUAUUCCAUGUGUUUAAAGACUGUCUGGGUCCAGGUGAAAUCUGACUGUUCGCUCCGUCAAGCUUCACUGCCCCUGAUAUCUCAUUGUGGUCUCCUGAAUUUUCAUUGGUUGUGUGAUUAAUCAUGUCCAGGUCACUUUUGCCUUAAAUAUAUCUUGUAUGUACAGAAGAUAAACUUUUGUUUCAUUGACAUUAUUCUGUCUCCACUGUUACAUGUCAUGAUAAUGCUUCACUUAAAAAAAAGUGAUUAUGUCCAUCAUUGCUUUAUAUAUGUUGCUUAUAUUGAUAUACAGUACAUCACAGUGAAUGCAGCAGAAUGUGAUGAAAUAAAUAAUUGUAUGCCAUAAA